Messenger RNA from Neoarius graeffei (lesser salmon catfish), 5452 nucleotides. RefSeq names its product elastin a (gene elna). Bases 267 to 3527 code for a protein of 1086 amino acids. Gene Ontology annotation, molecular function: extracellular matrix structural constituent. NCBI's taxonomy places the organism in Eukaryota, Metazoa, Chordata, Actinopteri, Siluriformes, Ariidae. The transcript is spliced from 58 exons. The record is from RefSeq and is a predicted model, not a curated record.
GACUUUGUUGGCAGGAGUGACCAGAAUAAAAACAGCAACACCAGACACAGGAGAGAGGGAGAAAAAAAAGCACAAUGAUCCAUCGAAACGCAAGCUUUGCCCUUUCUUAAUUACGUUGCAUCCAGUGUCUUUGCAUCCCAGCCCCCCACCCCACCGCGCCUCCCUUCCUUUUUUCCCCCCUUUUCUGAGACGUUUGUGAAGUGGUAAUUAGCUCUAGGAGAAUAAAACCAGCUGAUUUGGAUCGGGCUGGUGCAUUUUGGGGCGAGAUGGCUACCAGGAUGGUUGCGCUGCUGCUUCUCGGCUCGCUGCUGCUCUCCCUGCUGCAGCCUUCCCUACAGGGAGGAGUGUAUGUGCCUGCUGGUACAGGAGUUGGAAUUCCAGGUGGAGGUGUGCCACCAGGUACUGGAAUUCUCCCAGGAGGUGCUGGGGUCCCAUUCAAACCAGCCAAAACUGGAGCAGGAGGCCUUGGUGCUGGUGGACUUGGUUUUGGUGGACUUGGUGCUGGUGGAUUUGGUGCUGGAUUAGGAGCAGGUGGUCUUGGCAUCGGAGCUGGAGGAAAGCCACCUAAGCUAGGUUAUGGAAACUUGGGAGCAGGUGGCCCAGGCACUGGAGGAUAUAGACCUGGAGUUGGUUAUGGCGGAUAUGGCGGUGGAGUUAUCCCUGGAGCAGGAGGACUGAAGCCUGCAAAACCAGGUGCUGCAGGCCUCAAGCCUGGAAAAGGAGGGCCAGGUACUGGAGGGACAGUAAUAGGUACUGGCUCCACAGGCCUUGUACCUGCCGUUGGUCCUGUACCCCCUGCUGGAGCUCCAGUCAUUCCUCAGACUGGUUUCCCAGGUGUGGGUCCUGGUGGAAAAGCUGCAAAACCAGGAAAGGCACCAGUGCCAGGGGUUGGAGUGCCUGGAGCCUUUCAAGGUGGAAUUCUACCUGGACAAGGGUUUGGUGGCCUAGGUGUGCUUCCAGGUGUAGCAACAGGAACUGGACUUAAACCAAAGUCAGGUACUGGUGGGCCAGGUCUGAUGCAACCAGGGGUCUUUCAUGGAUACCCUCUCAAAUCUCCCAAAAUCCCAGGUGGAUCCCCUUAUACUGGAGGCAAAGUUCCAUAUGGUUAUGGUGGCUUUGGUACUGGUGCAGGAUUACCUGGUGGCAAAGGAGGAGCUAGCAUUAAGCCUGGCUACCCCACUGGCACUGGUGUGGGGAACUUGGGUGUCUCAGCUGCACAGGCCAAAGCUGCUAAGUACGGCGCUGCAGCUGGCUUAGGUGGGGUUGGAGGUGUACCAGGAGUUGGGGGACUUUACCCAGGUGUUGGAGGUGUAGGUGGUCUUUCACCAGCUCAAGCCAAGGCUGCUAAAUAUGGUGCUAGUGCUGGCUUAGGUGGAGCUGGAACUGGUGCUGGUUUCGGUGGUCUUGGUGGUGUAGGACCGGGAGGAGUUUACCCUGGAACAGCAGGUGCAGUAGGACUCACCCCUGCUCAGGCGAAAGCUGCUAAAUAUGGUGCUGGUGCUGGAUUGGGUGGAGCUGGAACUGGUGCUGGUUUAGGUGGUCUCGGUGGUGUAGGACCUGGAGGAGUUUACCCUGGAACAGCAGGCAUAGGAGGACUCACCCCUGCUCAGGCGAAAGCUGCUAAAUAUGGUGCUGGUGCUGGAUUGGGUGGAGCUGGAACUGGUGCUGGUUUCGGUGGUCUUGGUGGUGUAGGACCUGGAGGAGUUUACCCUGGAACAGCAGGUGCAGGAGGACUCACCCCUGCUCAGGCUAAAGCUGCUAAAUAUGGUGCUGGAUUGGGUGGAGCUGGAACUGGUGCUGGUUUAGGUGGUCUUGGUGGUGUAGGGCCUGGAGGAGUUUACCCUGGAACAAUAGGUGCAGGAGGACUCACCCCUGCUCAGGCUAAAGCUGCUAAAUAUGGUGUUGGUGCUGGAUUGGGUGGAGCUGGAACUGGUGCUGGUUUAGGUGGUCUCGGUGGUGUAGGUCCUGGAGGAGUAUACCCUGGAACAGCAGGUAUAGGAGGACUCACCCCUGCUCAGGCUAAAGCUGCUAAAUAUGGUGCUGGAGCUGGUGUAUUUUUUGGAGGUGCAGGUGGCGUCCCAGGAGCUGGAGUGUACCGUGGUGCAGGAGGAGGUCUUACACCUGCCCAGGCCAAAGCAGCUAAAUAUGGAACUAUUGCUGGUUUAGGUGGACCUGGAGCUGGCUUGGGUGGUGUACGAGGUGCUGGAGGAGUUUUCCCUGGAGCAGGUCUCACACCUGCUCAAGCAAAAGCAGCAGCUCAAUAUGGUGCUGGAGGCGGUACUAGAGUGGGUGGUCUCGGUGGAGCAGCAGGAUUAGGAGGCCAAGGUGCAGGAUACGCUGCUGCAAAAGCUGCAAAAUAUGGUGUUCCAGGUGGUGUGCCAGGUGGUGUGCCAGGUGGUGUUCCAGGUAGUGUGCCAGGUGGUGUUCCAGGAUAUCCUGCUGGUGCUAAAGCAUUGAAAUAUGGUGUGCCAGGUGGUGUGCCAGGUGGUGUACCAGGUGGUGUGCCAGGGGGUGUGCCAGGAGGAUAUCCUGCUGGUGCUAAGGCCCUCAAAUAUGGAGGGACUGGUACGGUGCAAGGAGUUGUUGGAGGAACAGGUGGAAUCCCAGGAACAUCCACAGGAGCCGGAACAUAUCCUGUUGGAGUUAAGCCUCCAAAAUAUGGAGGUGCAGGGACUGUAUCAGGAACAGGUGGAGUGCCAUUGCCUGGAACAGGGACUGGAAUUGGAGUAUAUCCUGGUGGAGUUAAGCCUCCUAAAGGUACGGGGACUGUAGUAGGAACAGGAAUAGCACCAGUGCCUGGACCCGGGACUGGAGGAGUACCGUUGCCUGAAACCGGAGGAUAUCCUGGUGGAGUCAAACCUCCUAAACCUGGUGUACCAAGCACUGGCAUUACUGGAACAGGUAUUUUAGUACCUGGAGCUACACCUGCUGUGGGUGUUUUGCCAGAAGGAACUGGACUGGAUGUUCCUGGUGGCACGGGAUUACCUGUGAAACCAGCAAAGGGCCCAACUCUGGCCCCUGGUGGAACUAUUGGUCCAGGACCGACAGCUAGUGUUGAAACUGGCAAGGCCCCUAAGCCCAGCACAGGUGAAAUACCUCAAGUUGGAGUACAGCCUGGUCCUCUUGUUAAACCUCCAAAGACUGGUGGUGCAGGUCCAAUCCCGUAUGGUGGCUAUGGUGCUUAUCGCGGCGUCACUCCAGGAGGAGCUGGAGUUCUUCCAGGAGCCAAGCCAAUUACAGCACCAGGUGUGAGAUAUCCUACUGGUGUCGGCCUUGGACCAGGUGGCGCUGGGGUUAAACCAGCCAAACCAGGCUAUGGCUCAUUGGGCACUGGAUAUCAGCGAGGUGCCAUUGCUCCAGGAACCUAUGGAGGCUAUCCACAGGUUUAUCCAGGAGGAUAUGUGGCCGGGCUGACACCUCAACAAGCUAAAGCCGCCAAAUAUGGAACACUUCAAGGAUUCCUGGGUGGAGGUUACAGAGGUGGCGCAGGGUGCCAAGGCAAAUACUGCGGCAGGAGGAGAAAGUAAACACUCCCUUGGGACAUGAAAUGACCUCAAGAAACAAUGGUGCUACUGCAUGAUCUAGAAUGUACAUUUGAUAUGCAAAAACAAUCCUAACAUGUAAAAAAAAAAAAAAAGUUUUAUACCUACAGAACAUGUUUUUUUUUUCAAACCCAAAGAGAAGCUGAGGAAACAGGAUGACCAUUCCAGCUGUUCAUCUGACACAUUCCAACAUGUUGCUGAUGUCUCUUUUGUAGAUAGGGACACCAAAUCAAGAAACUAAUAACCAGGUUCAUCAUUUGUCAUUGUAGACCUUGAGGCACUUAUUUCUUUCCUUUUUUUUUCCUCAAGAUUUUGUAAGACAAAAGCCAUGAUAUUUCCCUUCUGAUGGUGAUGGCAAUGGUUGAUAGACCUUGUGUAGCAGAAUUGGUUUAUAAUUUUUGCAUUAGAUAUCUAAUGCACUUUAUUAUUGUUUGUUCAUAUUUAUAGGUGAUGGACUUUCGUGCCUAAAUAAAAAAAAAAAAAUGGUUUAUCAAGUACCUCUGUGGAGACCUCUGUGCUCCAAACAAGUCAAAAACAUUCAAACAAAAUGUCAGUUGUGGUAUUUUUUUUGUACUUCUGAUAGGUCUUUCCAAACUUUUUAAAGCUUAUUUUGGAUAUAGGUCUUUAUUGGCUUUAGGGUUGUGAAGCUAUAUCAAUCAUAAUUCCGUCCAGUGGUCAUGAAGAAUCCUACAAAAUGUGACUCUGGGGACAUGUAUCCUCACAUUUCAUCAAUACCGUUUACAAUAAAUCCGAAUCCUGAUCUAAAAGCAGGUCAAAAUCUUAAUGAAUUCUGGGUACAAAAAUAUCAGCAGUGGUGAACUAUGGCGGAUUUGAUUGAGGCUGUAUUGUGCAUAUUUAGCUCAGCUAUGAAACAGUUCUGCAAAAGACCAGGUGGCAUCUGAACGGUGUUGUAAAGUGUUGAAAAUUAUUUUGUGGCAUCUGAUAAGAUCCACUGUAUUGUCUCAUCCAUUUUUGCUAAUUGUGUUAUAUAUAUGAAGAGCUAACUUGCUAAGAUUAUAUUGCUAAGAUGAAAAAGCGAAAGAUAUACAUAUUUUAAUCAGUUAAAAAAGGCAGUUUACUAAAAGAGAUAUAGUAGUGCUGAUUUUACAAUAGACUAGUUUUGAACCUGAAACAAAUGACACUUCUAACAUUCCUUAAACAUGCAGAAUUUUUGCUUCCAUCACUUGAUCUACAGGCGUUUAACCCCUUUAUAUUCAAAGAAUUAGCUAUUAUAUAUCAUAUGCAUACAGUAUGAUGGCUCAUGUAACUGCAGGUUAAUUUGCUUUGUUGCUGUUUGCACCAUAUGAACUUGACCUUGACCUUAUUACCAAGUUUGUACACAUAAUAACAAAAUAUUGUUUUCCGUUUUGUUUUGCUUUCAGUAGCUUAUGCAUUUUAGUCACUGUGGAAAUCUGUAAUACUGUAUAAGAUUUUUUUUUAAAGAUGUGAGCUAUGUGUCUGAGAUUAGUGUGUGUGUGUGUGUGUGUGUGUGUGUGUGUGUGUGUGUGUGUGUGUGUGUGUGUGUGUGCGCGCGCACGCGUGAAUCCCUGGUGUGUUGAUAUGUCUAUAUUUUGUUUAACUGACUAAGCUUCUCUUAAUAAGCGUCACUAGCCAGUGUAUUACCCAACUAAUAUUAAAUUAGUUCUUCUUAAUGAUUAAUAUUUCACAUCAUUGGUAACAUGUACUGUUUCAAGUUCAUCUGAAAUGGGUUUUUCCCUACCUGGUGCUGUAUUUGACCUGUCUGUGGUCAUAUAUGUCUAAUGUGCCGUGGCAUUUCCAUCUAAUUUAAAUAAAGGGGUGGGGCUAUUGCACUUUUUUCCCACGGUGCACAUUUGACUUGUUCCAGGAAAUCUGGGCCUUUUUACUGCUUUAGUGAAAACAAAAUAAACCGUUCUUAAACGACAAAAAAA